GAAUUUGGUUAAGGCAAAAACUGUGUUCAAGAAGCCUACUUUGGAGCUCCAUUCCAGAAGCAUGGAUGAGAUUCGAGUCCAGAGGCUUAUACCACAUGAGAGUAGGUAUGUUCUACUACAAAGACAUGGCAUUGGAUGAUUGGAAGCUUACCUGGAAGGCUUUGAUCGAGAGGCUCAAAGAUGGCAUCAAAGCUGUUUGGUUACUUGGAGCUAAAGGCAGAUUUCUUUUUCUUGUUUAGUUAGGAUUUCACUGUUUUGGUAGGUUUUUUAAUUCCUUUUCGUGUUAGACUGUAAUUAGGAGUUUAUGGGACGUGUGUAACCCUAGCUAGGACUAUUUAAGCUUUCUAUUUCGUUGUAAAACUCAGACUUUGAUUAAUCGAAAAACAAACCUUUGGUUUUGUGCAAGUUGCGACUUGUUUGAGUUUGGUGGAUUCCAAACUUGUGAGCUUUGUAUCGAUUGAAUAUCCUCUUCAAUCGUGGUCGAGCAGCUACCCUUUUAUACCAUACGAGCUUUCCCCAGGUGUGGAAUUGUCCGUUGGUUCCGUUUUAUCCAAGUUCGUAUUAAGAACGCGUUGUUCUUAAUUCGAGCUCAAUCGUUUCUUCGAUUGAGUCGUUUGCUGCGUGACUUUGAUAAACAUACACCCCCCAGGGGCGUAUUAAGUGGUAUCAGAGCCCCGUUCUACACAAGGGCGAGGAAGAAGACGUGUGUUGUUUCGUACGAGUUCCGGACUCGUCGCAAAACAGAGAAGACCAGUUCUGUUUUGUUUUAUUUUUAUUCGUUGGCGUCCAAUUCAAAGAGAAAAUCAUGGGAACUCAACAAAUCAACGAAGAGGAAUUGAAAAAGAUGGUGAUCGAAGCCAUUAAAGCGACUUUCCAGCCUAAAUUUGACAGAAUUCAACGUCGAAUUGAUGAGCUGAAGUUGCGGACAAACAACAUCGUGUCACCGCAACUCUCCGCGGUGCAUAAUUCGAAUUCAGUGAUGAACUGUGAUAAUUGCGUUCCAACGAGAACCAAUAAGGCCCUGGACGUGAAAGAUAGGAGCUUGGAGCUGAUCUGGGUAGCGGAGAGAGGGCAUUCGAGUGGGUCGAAGGUGGAGAAAGAAGCAGGAGCAAGCCGACUCUGUUCUUCUCCGAUAAAACAGAGUGUGUAUUAUGUCGACGGCGUCGUGGCACUUGCAAGAGAUUCGACGCAAGAAAUUACUUCAGAAGUCUACCCAGAGGUGGAAGGAAUGACUAAAAGUCAACAGGAAGUGCCUGAACAGACUGUAGGCGAUCGCAUUCCUCCAUUGACAGGAACUCAGAAGCUCUGCCAGUUUUUGGCUGAACAGAGUUCCGAAAUUGAUGAUAUCGUCGUGCUGUAUGGGGAUGAUUCAAAGCAAGAGGUCUUCAUCAACACAUUCAAUGAAGACCCAGGAAUGUUUAAGGUUGAUAAAAUCCAUCCAGAACGAGCCCGAAUGAAGAAUCACGAGGUUGGUUGUUUGCCUCUGACGGUGCCGCAGUUUGACUCCAAAACUGGGUAUCUCGUCGGAGAGUUGGAGAGAGAUUCGAUCCAAUCCAAUGAUGCGGGGAAGUUCCUAGAUGAUCAUCGAACGCGUACGGAUGCUCAAUUCAUCUCAAAGAUUUCUCAGUUCAGAAUCCCCAAUUUGGAAUCGGAUGAACUGGGUUCGGCACAAUUUGAAAACGCCAACAGUUGGAAAAUUGCAGUGGACGAUUCGUCACUUCCCAGGGGUAUUCGAAGCGCAAAGAUGGAUGGGAAGUUCGAUUCUGUGAUGGAGAAAGCUCCCGCGAGCCGUGAAUUGAGGAAUGGCAGCUUGGAUUGUCCGAAUUCAUAUUCUGGGCAAGGGUCGCUGUUCGCCGCAAAGUUGCGACAUUCUGGGAAAUUGCCAGAUCACUUGGCGGAGCUGGUUCUUGUCAACAAAGGCCAGAUAUUCCUUUCUGAUGACGAGGAGACAGUGUGGGUUGAGGAAAGCGCCAUCGAAUGGGGCAUGAUGUGUAGAGAAGCUGCCAUAGCUAUGCCGAAAAUUGUGUUUGAGCAGCCCACUUUCGAUCCAAUUUGGGAUCAAUUCUGUGAAGCUUUUGACAAAAAGAAUGAUCAAGCUUUGAGGGCAAAGCUUUUUGAAGAGGGGGAGCCUGAUAUGAUCCUAAUUGGACAACUCUACACGUUUUUAUUACUUGACAAAGAAGCUAUCAAAGUUGGGAAGAAGAAGGGCAGAAUUUGGCUAAGUCAAAAUCCGUGUUCAGGGUACAUACUUUGGAGGCAUGGUUCUCUCAAUUGGCUUAGUGUAAAUUCAAUGUUAAGGGUUUAUAUUGCAGAUAAAGUUUCCAUCUUUCAAAUGGUAUGCUUUGUGGAUCCAGAUGAUGUCAUUAAGGUUGUUUUCCAAGGCCUCAAAGUUGCUACCUCAAAACUGGAAAACUGCCAGAAUUUGGUUAAGGCAAAAACUGUGUUCAAGAAGCCUACUUUGGAGCUCCAUUCCAGAAGCAUGGAUGAGAUUCGAGUCCAGAGGCUUAUACCACAUGAGAGUAGGUAUGUUCUACUACAAAGACAUGGCAUUGGAUGAUUGGAAGCUUACCUGGAAGGCUUUGAUCAAGAGGCUCAAAGAUGGCAUCAAAGCUGUUUGGUUACUUGGAGCUAAAGGCAGAUUUCUUUUUCUUGUUUAGUUAGGAUUUCACUGUUUUGGUAGGUUUUUUAAUUCCUUUUCGUGUUAGACUGUAAUUAGGAGUUUAUGGGACGUGUGUAACCCUAGCUAGGACUAUUUAAGCUUUCUAUUUCGUUGUAAAACUCAGACUUUGAUUAAUCGAAAAACAAACCUUUGGUUUUGUG
Messenger RNA from Linum trigynum, 2820 nucleotides. Lineage: Eukaryota; Viridiplantae; Streptophyta; Magnoliopsida; Malpighiales; Linaceae. The record is from the annotation of a GenBank genome assembly.